UCUUAUAAUUUUUAUAGAAUCGCUUAAAUCUAAGAUAAGAGCUAGAAGUGGCAAUGGCGAUAAUCUGAAAUUAAUUUUAUUCAUCAAAAUAAUUCGCAGUAUAAUUAAAUAUUUCUUAAAUGUAAUUUUCUAUAAGCAAUUGCACUCCAGAACACGAAAACAUAACUGUGGUUCAUUAAAAGUAGUUUGCUACUUAAACCAUAUUUGAAUUUAUUUUUUCAAAAAAAAGGUGUUACAUUUUUAUAUUAAAUACCUUUUCAUCAUAAAAUACAAAAAUUCAAUACUUUGAGCUGAACUUGAUAAGCGGCUCAAGUUUUAAAAAAAAACAUCAUCUAUAUUUAUUAUAAUAAUAUGCAUAGUAUGUAUUAUGUUAACUUUUUGGUCUAUGAUACAUUUCAACUUUCAAGUAAUUAUCAAAAUACGAUAAGAUAUACCUUAUUCACACGGUAUAGAGUGGUUAUAUAUUUUUUGAAGUCGACAUAUUGUAUUUUGCUAAGACCGGGACAAACAUUUUUUGUGUAAUUUGUAUGGGAAAAAUCUAGCUACUUUCCACGAUCAACCAACAGUUUUUAUAAUAAACUAUUUUUUCGUUAUUGGAAUACCACACGUCAUUCACACAGGGUGGUAAGCAUUCUACGAUAUAUACGCUAGUGUAAGGUAAAAAACUCAACGUUACAAAUCGGAAUGAGGAAAACAGAACAAAUUAUCAAUUAAUAAUUGUAGGUAUGUGACGAUAAGAAAUACCGCGAGGGAACAGGAAAACGAACGUAUUCGUCUAUAAUCAAUAUAACAGUCGUCACCGAUCCGGAAAUAUUAGUUGUUUUGUGUGGCACGGGCGGAAGUGAGCUAUUUUGGUUGAGGGCGACGUUUGCGGCACGAGCCGCAGUCGAGGGUUGAAAAUUGUCCAAAACUGAAAUCGCUCUCCCACACGAGCAACACUUACUAUUUUUGCCAUCCCCUUCGAAAACGUAUCUUAUAUCAGUUAUAUCAAUAUCAUGGUAAUCCAUAACGAACUGUUCUUGAUAUAUUUAAAUAUUAGAUUUUCCAAACGGUUUCGCAUAGAACGGCACGGGAUAGUAACCAAUAGUAUAUUUUGGUAUAAUAGAUGAAACGUAUCGAUAUACGUCCUAGUAUAUUAGUCUGCUUUGGACAUUAAUAUUUCCAUAGUGGGGAUUUACAUUUUCCCACCCUCUGCGAAGAGAGAAAAAGUGUAAUUUACCAUCUGCAAUAACCGGCAUCUAACAUUUAACUUAUUCGGUUCAGGCGCAACAAAAAUAAUUUAAGAAUAGAUUUUGUCAGUCAAUCAAGUAAUCAAUUUCAUUAUUUUACCAAUUAUUACAAUGAUUGAAGUUUGCUUCCGAAACACUUAUAUCGGGAUAACGGGACGCUAUACAGAAAACCUACGUAUCUGAGGGCCAAUCCGGGAUGGAAAUCCCAAAUAUUUUAAAAAGCUCGUAUACAUUAAUUAUAUAAACUUGCAACUCAAUAACGUUUUUAUAUUUCGGAACGGCGGCCGAUCACGUAAUUAAGACGACUCUUAGUCUGCAAUAUACUCGCUGUUAUCAUCCUAAUUUACUAUACAACGACUUCAACUCGAGUAAACUAUUACAUAACUAUAAAUGAAAUACAAAAAUUAUUAGAGUAUAGUUUAUUGUUAUUUAUUUGUAGUAGUCUUGGGAUGGAGCGAUGUACCAUGCCGCCGCCAGGUCAAUUAUAUAUAUCACGAGUGCUGCAUAAUAAUUUCGAUGACGUGCUUCCAAAUCCUGGUCUGGCAGGUAUAGCCGUGUAGGAACUGUAUACAACGAAGUAUGAGACUUUUUGAAUCGACCGGAAUAGCUAUUAUGAAUACAUAAAAGGCUACAAUUUGUUAUUCGAUUGGAAAUCUAAUACCUACGUUUUACAAUCUCAGAGUCGACAACUAUUUUUAUCGAACUUUGCAAAAUGCCGAAUAGUUAUUACGGUAAUAAAAUACGAAUAAUAGGGUUUUUCGUAGCAAGCAUGUGUACUGUGCAAUGUUAAAUUAAUAUUCUGUAUACGAAAUUAUCUAUUAAACUAUAGGUACAGAAUAUAGGUAGGUAAUGUAUUUAUAUGGUUAUAAUUUAAUUGGAAAUUAUUCGAUAAGUAUAUUCGUUAUUUAAACCUAUAGUAUUAAUAAUGUAUUAUAGGAGGUACCUAUAGUAUUUAAGUAUUAUUCACAUAAACAAAAACAAAUUUGAGAAACGAAUUCCUGUCGGGCACUAUCAGCGGAAAACCUUAAUACGCUUGCAUAACGCAUAUUUAUACUAUAUUAUAUUGCGCUGGUACAAUAAAUCAUGUUGAGAAAAAUAAUAAAUUUAAAGUAUCAAAUUUCUAAUUAAAAAAGCUUAUAGCCGAUGAAAAUACGUAUUUAAGACAUAAACGAAUGAAAGUGUACAGCUUGGAAACUAAUUCUAUCGUCGAGAGAAAAUGGUUUCUGGACUUGUUGACGUGCAUGUUCGGAGUGGGUGCUUGGAUACUGGUCAACAGCCUGUACACGCAGCUUCCAUUGCUCGUGCAGAGCGCGCCCGAGGGAUGGAACUUGCCUUCCUACUUGUCAAUCGCCAUACAAACCGGAAACCUGGGCCCGCUACUGUACGGCGCCUGGCGCCGGAGAUACGGCAACCGGUACGACAGGCCCUUGACCAUCGCCGUGCUCGUUUUCGGCGUGGCGUCCGUGUUCCUGUUGGCUCGGUUCUAUGACGUGACGGGCGUCGUGUUUGGCGAACCGCACAGCGUCGUCCUCUGCGUGCUCACGUUCGCCGUGGCGCUGGUCGGGUGCACCAGUUCCGUCCUGUUCAUACCAUCAUUGGCCCGGUAUCCGGACAUAUACCUGGUCACGUACAUGGUUGGCGAGGGCAUCAGCGGUUUCGUGCCCAGCGCGGUCGCAAUUGUCCAGGGCGUGGGCACCACCACCUGUCGGACGGUAGUGGGGCCAGACGGAAAGGUUUCUGAGGAAAAGUCGACGACCGACGCGCUCUUCUCCUCUGGGCCGUUUUUCGUCGGCAUCGGAGCGAUAAUGUGCGCGAGCACGGUGUCGUACCUGUGCUUGGAGUACUUGCCGACCUGCAAGAAAGAAAAGAUUCGGACGCCGCCGGACGACGACGGCCACCAGACGAUCGGCGGCGGCGGCACUGACAACCGCAGCCGUCGUCUGAACGUUGCGCUACUGGCCGUCCAAGGCGCCAUCGUGUUCUUUGCCAACGGACUGUUGCCCAGCAUCCAAUCGUUCUCGUGUCUGCCAUACGGAUACAUGGCGUACCAUUUCGCGACAAACCUGUCAAAUAUCGCCAACCCCGUGGCUUGCUUCGUCGCCUAUUACACGAAUCGAACGUCCAAAACCGUAAUUUACAUGCUGUGUGGCAUUUGUUUCGUGUCCACAUUGUACAUGCUGAUGACCGCCUUUAUGAGUUCGUCGCCCCCGUUACAAAAUUCGACAGCUGGAACAGUCUUGAUCGUUUUUAUGUGGACUUUAUUUUUUGGAUGUGCUUCUUAUGUUAAAUUGUCAAUAGCUGCAGUACUACGAAACAAAGGUAACAGAGGACUAUUUCUUUAUGGUUGCAUCACUCAAAUUGGAUCAACAGCAGGAGCAUUGAUCGGAUUUUAUUUAAUUAACGUUGUACAAUUGUUAAAAUCAAAUGCACCUUGUUGAAGGGUUUAAUUUUUAAUAAUAUAAUUAUAAAUGUUCCUUUAAA
Molecule: messenger RNA, 3710 nt
Organism: Myzus persicae (green peach aphid)
Lineage: Eukaryota; Metazoa; Arthropoda; Insecta; Hemiptera; Aphididae
Product: riboflavin transporter 2
Exons: 4
Coding region: 2402-3667 (421 amino acids)
Biological process (GO): riboflavin transport
Cellular component (GO): plasma membrane
Molecular function (GO): riboflavin transmembrane transporter activity
Source: RefSeq, a predicted model, not a curated record